This is a messenger RNA of Aspergillus melleus, 1406 nucleotides long. Its product is annotated as RraA family protein. Lineage: Eukaryota; Fungi; Ascomycota; Eurotiomycetes; Eurotiales; Aspergillaceae. The record is from RefSeq and is a predicted model, not a curated record. Bases 39 to 1406 code for a protein of 455 amino acids. The transcript has a single exon.
CUUUCUUCCUGAUCAACUAUCUCCCAAAGCUCAACACCAUGAGUGGUCAAAGCGUUUUGGACCGACUUGCGGCCCUCGACACCAACACAGUCUCCGAUGCCUUGGACUUCCUCGGCCUCAAAGGAGCCACAUACGGGCUACAACCACUCUGGGACUGUCCCAAAAUCGUCGGACGCGCCAGCACAGUGAAGCUACUCCCUAAGACGGACGCUGCUCCCACGACCCAUCUCCUCACUCCGGUCAUAGAUGCAGUUACGACGGACGAUCGGAUUCUCGUCAUUUCCGGCGGUACCGACGGGAUCUCAUGCUGGGGCGAUAUCAUUGCCAACGCCUCCAAAGUGAAGCAGAUCCGUGGUACCGUCAUCGAUGGCAUGAGCCGUGAUAUUGACGGCAGUCGUGACGUGGGAUAUCCUGUCUACGGCCGUGGUGUUACUAUGAUUAGUGCGCGCAAUCGCAUUGUCCAACUCGACUCUGGCAUACCGAUUCAGAUGCAAGGUGUGACAGUCAACCAGGAUGAUUAUGUGAUUGCCGACCGAUGCGGGACAGUGUUUGUCCCUGCGCGCCGGAUCGAGGAGGUCGUGGAAUUGGGCGAGCGUAUAGAUCGCCGUCAAGCACUCAUGGUCCGGGACGUGCGAGCCGGGAGACCUGUGUCGGAGGUCAUGCACGACACGCAAUUUGCAGCGAUUCAACAGAGCAAAGCGUCCCCUGAAGCCGCGCCAUCCUCGCCUCACAAUCCCAAGGAAGCCACUGCUGAGGACAAGGAGCUGGUGGCAUUGUUCGCCGAUUCCGACACCCCCGGCGUCUCUGACGCUCUCGAUAAACUUGGAAUUCCCGGGCAAGCGUUUAACAUCAUGCCUUUGACGGACUACAAACAGGUCACCGUCGGCCCGGCCUACACUGUGCGUUACGAGCCCGCCAGCAAUCCGCCGGGGAGCGUUGGCGAUUUCAUCGAUGACGUUGCCGUCGGUGAUAUGGUAGUCAUUGAUAACAACGGACGCACCGAUUGCACUGUUUGGGGUGAUAUCAUGACACAGUACGCUGGUCUGCGAGGCAUUGCGGGAUCUGUUAUAGACGGCGUGUGUCGCGAUGUGAAUAGAGCUCUUAGUGAUGACUACCCGCUUUUCACAGCUGGACGGUGGAUGCGGACUGGCAAGGAUCGGGUUCAGGUGGCCGGUGUCAACGAGACGGUCAGUGUGGGCAAAGUUCGUGUCGAACCUCGCGACAUUGUCGUUGCGGAUGCAAACGGCGUCGUUAUUGUUCCGCGACAUCGAGCUCGGGAGGUGGCCGAAGUCACGCAAAGGAUCGAAAGGACCGAGGCUGGCAUACGAGAAAUGAUUGCUGGCGGGGCCACAAUCGCGGAGGCGAGAGAGAAACUUGGGUAUCACACAUUGCAGCGUAAGGAGUAA